AUGCCUGCCUUCAAGGGCCGCCCCCCAAACCUCCGCCUCGAGACCGUCGUCCGCCCCGGUCCCGCCAACACCAUCAUCGAGACAGAGACUCCCGUCGACCAGGGCGCCGACGAUGAUCUUCUCUCCCUCUCCUCUCCCUCCGACACCGACACCGACUCCCCGCGCGAGUACGGCGACGCCAUAGACCACGACUCCGACCACACCCCCGACGACAUCUCCAAAGACCUCGCCCUGCUUGAGAAGCUUCGUCGCAGCGUGCAGAAGAAUCUCAAGCUCCGCCCCAUCCGCUCCUCCAGCUCCUCACUCCGCGCCCAGGCCGCUUCUCCCUAUGCUGCAACGUGGGCAGAGGCGCGUGGCACCCACUCGCCCAGCCCGACCUCGAGCGCGAGCCCCGCCAGUGUGUACUUCACUCCUACCUCUGCACUCUAUAGCGCAAGUGUAGAGGUCGAUGACUGGAAGUCUUCCUCCUCUUCCUCCUCUUCCGCCGGCGGCAUAGAACCCGCCCUUCUUCUCGCCCGCAUCUCAUCCCCUACCCACCCUAUUCUCAUCGACACCAGACCGCCCGUCGUCUUCCUCGCUGGCCAUCUACAGUACAGCGUCAACAUUCACACCAUUCCUUCCCUUAUCCUCAAGCGUUCCAAGAAGCCGAAUGGCGGCCCGCAGGACAUCUCCGCCCUUCGUCAGUGGAUCACCACCGAUGCUGGGAAGCGGGAAUGGGACGACAUGAUGCACGGCGGGGACUGGGAUGGCGACAUGAUCGUCUAUGACGACCUAAUGGACGAUCGGGAGAGGACGAGUCCCAAGGCAACUGCCUGGAUCCUCCUCAACCUCGUCGAGCCUCUCCUUGACCAUGGCACCAUCGACUACCUCAGCGGCGGUUUUGCCGCCGCCCAGCGUCAUCCGUACCUCCGACAGUGUAUCAGCCACGACGUAGCAGCGAAAACCCCUGAUCGACUUCCAACGAAACCUCAGAAGGCAAACAACAAGCUUGGGGGUCUCUUCCAUCUCGAUAUUUCUGUCGUCCCUCGCCCGCGUGACCUCCCAGAAAUCGAGCGGUCUGCUGUCUCUGCACAUCCCAUGAUGCCCGCCACCCUGAGCGCGAUGCCAUGGCGGGAUCCCGACGCAGACCCAGCGGCGCCCUCACACGCCCCCUCCCAGCUUGGGUUCUCCCGUCCUCCUCCCCCACGCCGACCGAGUGUACCCACACUACGGAAGCUAGACACCACUUCGACAGAACGACUCAACUCCAGCCUGCCUAAGCUACAAGUUCCCACCCGUUCUGCCACCCUCGCCGCCCCACCCUCCGGCCUCCGUUCCCGCUCCCGCUCACCAUCCCACCUUCACUGGUUACCUCCACCAUCACCAUCAUGGGGUCAGCCGAGCACGCCCCGUGGGGGUGGAUUCCACUCGCCAACGACACCAGUCUCCCGCUCUCCCUCCACCGCCCGCCCUGAUUCCUCACAACCGCCGACCACCGAAGAACCGUUCCCCGUGUUCACCGUGUCCACCAUCCUUCCGAAUUUCCUCUUCUUAGGCCCUGAGCUUACGACGGAGGAGCAUGUGGAGGAGCUGCAGGCAUUAGGCGUCAAGCGCAUUCUCAACCUAGCCAUCGAGUGCGACGACGACCAAGGUCUCAACCUGCGCCAGCGGUUCGAGCGCUACAUCCGCAUUCCCAUGCGUGACACGGUCGAGGAGGAUAACAUCACCCGAGGUGUCCGCGAAGUGUGUGAAGUGCUCGACGACGCGCGGCUGCACUCCUCACCCGCGUACGUCCACUGUAAGGCGGGCAAGUCGCGCUCGGUGACAGCAGUAAUGGCAUACCUCAUCCACGCCAACCACUGGACGCUCUCGCGCGCAUACGCCUUCGUGCUCGAGCGCCGCAAGGGCAUCUCGCCCAACAUUGGCUUCGUCUCUGAGCUCAUGACCUUCGAGGAGCUGGAGCUCGGCGGCAAGUCCGUCGGCGUCGUCAAAAGCGGCGAAGGAGAAGGAGGCGGCGAUGCAACUACCAGGCCGCGCUCGGCGGCCGUCGUCCCGCAGCACAUCCGCGAGAGUCUCCCGCCGCUGUUCUCGCUCCCGUACUCGUUCUCCGGCGUGUCCGGACCCCCAUAUAUGGACGCGACGCAGAUCGGCGACUCGGGGCAGGAGAUGGAGAUCAAGGACGCGACCGGUCGCUACCGUCACGCGCGGCGGGCGCCCGUGAACGAGGCGACGCUGCAGCCAAUGCGCCGUGUGAGCAAGGCAGGGCUCGAGAGCGCGUCGUAUGUCUGA
Molecule: messenger RNA, 2268 nt
Organism: Epithele typhae
Lineage: Eukaryota; Fungi; Basidiomycota; Agaricomycetes; Polyporales; Epitheliaceae
Exons: 4
Coding region: 1-2268 (755 amino acids)
Biological process (GO): protein dephosphorylation; negative regulation of MAPK cascade
Cellular component (GO): cytoplasm
Molecular function (GO): MAP kinase tyrosine/serine/threonine phosphatase activity; protein tyrosine/threonine phosphatase activity
Source: RefSeq, a predicted model, not a curated record